AACAGGGAGAGAGAAGGAAGGGAAAAAGAAAAGGGCGCAACAGCCAAUCCUUCCCCCUUGUCUAAACCGGCUCCGCCCAGUCCCUGCUCGGCUUUCUUUCUCUCUCCCUCCCCCUCUAGCGCCCACACCACACACUGUCCCAGGCCAGGAACAUGUCAGCCGGACACCAGCACAGCCAGAGCCGGGCUAUCCCCACUAGGACCAUCCCCAUUAGCGACUCCUCUCAGCUACCUCAUGACUAUUGCACCACCCCCGGGGGCACCCUCUUCUCCACCACCCCUGGAGGUACGCGCAUCAUUUAUGAUCGCAAGUUUCUUUUGGACCGUCGCACCUCCCCUCUGGCUCAGACACCUCCUCGCCGCCUGCCAGAUAUUCCAGGAGUCACCAGCCCUAACACUGUUGUAGAGGAACCCAAAGUAGAAACAAACAACUUGAACAAUCAUGAAACAAAGACGGCAACAGGUGAUGAUUCUCAGUUUGAAAUGGACAUCUGAUCUCCUGGAUGUUUGGCAACAGCUCCCGAAACUUGCCUCUACCUAACUUGGCCAAUAGGAUCAUUUAUUGAAGAAAGGAAAAAAAAAAAAAAAAAGUCUGAUGCACAGAAAUUAAACCUGCCCUCCCAGGUGCCAACGGUCAACACAAAUAAGCAUUUCUGUCUCUGAAGACUGUAAUAACCCACCGCAAAUAGCAGUGUAUCUGUGGUGGUGGAGAGACUUGUAACUGAAAUUUCAGUGGCUUAAUUUUGGCAAUGGGAAAGCGAUACAGUUUGCCAAUGUGUACUGUAGCUGUAUGGAAAUAUAUGUAAAUGUUUGGUGGCAGGAAUUACAAUUGUACACAUGCUUUCUAUACACUUUUUUUUUUUCUUCCAUCACCCACCUAAAUAUUUUUGUGUUAUUCCUACUAAAUGAUUACAGCAUG
Messenger RNA from Xenopus laevis (African clawed frog), 918 nucleotides. It is a transcript of the gene eif4ebp2.L, whose product is annotated as eukaryotic translation initiation factor 4E binding protein 2 L homeolog. NCBI's taxonomy places the organism in Eukaryota, Metazoa, Chordata, Amphibia, Anura, Pipidae. Gene Ontology annotation, biological process: negative regulation of translational initiation. Gene Ontology annotation, cellular component: cytoplasm. The record is from RefSeq and is marked provisional. Gene Ontology annotation, molecular function: eukaryotic initiation factor 4E binding.